Molecule: messenger RNA, 1729 nt
Organism: Zingiber officinale
Lineage: Eukaryota; Viridiplantae; Streptophyta; Magnoliopsida; Zingiberales; Zingiberaceae
Product: trimethyltridecatetraene synthase-like
Exons: 2
Coding region: 41-1579 (512 amino acids)
Molecular function (GO): iron ion binding; monooxygenase activity; oxidoreductase activity, acting on paired donors, with incorporation or reduction of molecular oxygen
Source: RefSeq, a predicted model, not a curated record
GAGUGUCCUCAUCCUCAUCUCUCCCUCCCAAUUCCCACCGAUGGCGUUUCCCCAAUGGGCCAUAACCCUCGCCAUCGUGCUAGCGGCCGCCGUAGCCCUUCUUUGGCGGAGGCGCGGCCGGAGCGCGCUCAACCUGCCACCGGGUCCCCGCCCGUGGCCCAUCAUCGGCAACCUCAACCUCAUCGGCCACCUCCCCCACCGCUCCCUGCACGCCCUCUCCCAAAAGUACGGCCCUCUCAUGUACCUCCGCUUCGGAUCCUCUCCCGUCGUCGUUGGAUCCUCCGUCGCCAUGGCCAAGUUCUUUCUCAAGACCCACGACCUCUUCUUCGUGUCCCGCCCAAAAACAGCCGCCGGUAAAUACACCACUUACGACUACUCCGACAUCACCUGGUCGCCCUACGGCCCUUACUGGCGCCAGGCCCGCAAGAUCUGCCUUCUCGAGCUCUUCAGCGCAAAGCGCCUCGACUCCUACGAGUACAUCCGGGUGGAGGAGGUGCGCGCCCUGAAUCGCGCCCUCUUCGCCACCGCCUCCUCUGCCUCUCUCGUCACCCUCAAGGACUACCUCUCCACUGUCAGCCUCAAUGUCAUCACCAGGAUGGUGUUGGGAAAGAAGUACCUCGACCCCGCGGUGGCGGCGGAGACCAAGAUUGUGUCGCCGGAGGAGUUCAAGGAGAUGAUCGACGAAUUGUUCCUGUUGAACGGGGUGAUGAACAUCGGCGACUCGAUCCCCUGGUUGGAUUUCUUAGAUUUGCAGGGGUACAUUAGGCGGAUGAAGAAGCUGAGCCGCAAGUUCGACAGGUUCCUGGAGCACGUUCUCGACGAGCACAAUGAGCGGCGGCGGCGGGAGGGGGAUGAUUUUGUAGCCAGGGACAUGGUCGAUGUGCUGCUGCAGCUCGCCGAUGAUCCCAAUUUAGACAUCAAACUCGAAAGGCACGGCGUCAAGGGCUUCACCCAGGAUUUGAUUGCUGGUGGCACGGAGAGCUCGGCGGUGACGUUGGAGUGGGCCAUCUCGGAGCUCCUCCGUCGGCCGGAGGUGUUUGAGAAAGUGACGGCGGAGCUGGACCGCGUGGUGGGCCGCGACAGGUGGGUGGAGGAGCGCGACAUCCCCAACCUCCCCUACGUUCAGGCGAUCGCGAAGGAGACCAUGCGGCUCCACCCGGUGGCUCCGAUGCUGGUCCCCCGCCUCUCCCGAGAGGACACCCACGUCGACGGCUACGACAUCCCCGCAGGCACCCGGGUGCUGGUGAGUGUGUGGGCGAUCGGUCGAGACCCGGAGGUUUGGGACCGUCCGGAGGAGUUCCGUCCGGAGCGGUUCGAGGGCAGCACGUUGGACGUGAAGGGGCAUGACUACGAGCUUCUUCCCUUCGGCGCCGGCCGGCGGAUGUGCCCCGGCUACAACCUCGGGCUCAAGGUCAUCCAACUCAGCCUCGCUAACCUGCUGCACGGGUUCUGCUGGAGGCUGCCCGCGGGGAAGAAGGCGGAGGAGCUGAACAUGGAGGAGAUCUUUGGGCUGUCGACGCCGAAGAAAGAGCCGCUGCAGGUUGUGGUGGAGCCCAAGCUGCCGGCUGACCUUUAUUAAGAAGAUAAUUAGUAUUAAAACGUCCAGGUGUGUGCUAUUUAAUAUAUAUAUGUAUAAGCUUAAUUUAUGCGCGAAUAAAAAUGGUUUGUUUUUAGUGGGUGUGUAAAAGUUAAUACUGAAUUGAAAGUUAAUAAAAAAAAUUAAAAAUAA